Plutella xylostella (diamondback moth) is the source of this 2766-nucleotide messenger RNA. Its product is annotated as palmitoyltransferase ZDHHC15B. Lineage: Eukaryota; Metazoa; Arthropoda; Insecta; Lepidoptera; Plutellidae. The record is from RefSeq and is a predicted model, not a curated record. Gene Ontology annotation, molecular function: palmitoyltransferase activity.
UCAUUCAGUAGAUUUCAUUUGUCAAUUUUAUGAUGUCCUCUUGCUCGUCGAACAUGGAUGUUUUCAUUUUCCUUGACUUAUAAUUUAGAAUGGCUUCGAGUAUACAUAAUAAUAAAUCUGCAUCAAGUAAAACUUGUUUGUGCCUUCGUUUAUUCAAUAUGUGGUGUUGGAGAGCAUUUAAAUGGGUCCCAGUGUUGUUGAUCCUUGGAAUUUUAUCGUGGUCCUACUAUGCCUACGUUUACCAACUGUGCAUUGCUACCCUUGAGAGCACGGCUCAACAAUGUGCUUAUCUAGUGAUGUACCACAUACUUCUCAUCAUGCUAAUAUGGUCUUACUAUCAGACAAUUUUCUCUCAACUUCAGGAUAUCCCGGAUAAGUUUAAGUUGCCGGCUUCUGAGUUGGAGAAAUUACUUAGUGCUGAAUCAGAUGAUGCUCAAAGAAGCCUUUUAGAAGCAUAUGCAGCCGACUUGCCUGUGCUCACAAGGACAAUGUCUGGCUCGGUGCGGUACUGCAACCGCUGUGUGAUCAUCAAGCCGGACCGCGCGCACCACUGCAGCAUCUGUGCGCGCUGCGUCCUCAAGAUGGACCACCACUGUCCGUGGGUCAACAACUGUGUCUGUUUCCACAACUACAAGUACUUCAUGUUGUUCCUCGGAUAUGCACUCGUGUACUGCUUGUUUGUUAUGGCUACUUGUAUGCCAUUCUUUAUUAAGUUUUGGAAGUUAUAUCAGAAAUACAAGCAUGCCCACUGCCAUGAUAUGGCUUCUAGAGGAAAUUUUACAAAACAAUGCAUCGAGAUAAUAGAAGGCAACUUCGGCGGCGCGACGGCGACGGGGCGGUACCACGUGGUGUUCGCCUUCUUUGUCGCCCUCAUGUUCGGGAUCAGUCUGGGGUCGCUGUUCGGCUACCACUGCUACUUGGUCUCCCAUAAUAGGACCACUUUAGAGGCGUUCCGCGCGCCGAUGUUCCGCGGCGGCGCGGACAAGAACGGCUUCUCCAUGGGCUGCUUCGGGAACUUCAAGGAGGUGUUCGGCGCGCGCCCGCACCUGUGGCUCGUGCCCGUGUUCACCAGCUUCGGCGACGGGAUCGCGUUUCCCCUCCCGCCACAAGACGAGGACGCCGAGUCGCUGCUGAGCGCCGAGCGAUGGGACCGCUGGGGGCAGCGGCCGAGGCCCUUCGACGAACAUCUAGAAAGUUCUUCGUACGAUGAGCUAUAGGAAGAACGUCUAGAAAGUUCUUCGUAUGAUGAACUAUAGCUGGAGGUGUAGAACCGGUGCUGUGCGACUUAGAAGAACAUCUAGAAUGUUCUUCAUAAGAUGAACUAUGGAGGUUUAACACCGGUGCUGUGCGACUGUGACUGUUAGAAGAACAUCUGGAUAGUUCUUCACACGAUGAACUAUAGAAGGUUCAACACCGGUGCUUCUGGGGUGGACUGUGUUUUAAGUGUUUGAGGUGAUAAGAAAUACAGGUUUGGAUGGGUGGGAAUUGACAGUUGAUUAUAUUGUAUUUUAUCAUGUAAAGGCUAUUUGAUCGUGAGUCACACGAGAAGACAUCAAUAAGAGAGUCUAGCCUUUAAGGCUGUAGGCGAGACACUAAGGGCCAACACGCAAUAAUAUUUUGUCCUGAAAGAUAUUACGUUCUUUGCAUAAUUUGUAUGUGAACUGUCUCUUAGCUAGUAAAGUGUUUGUAUAUUUUCAUAGUACUUCGAUCCUCAUACUAAAUCCAGAUUUAGAUUUAUUUAUCUAAACGAAAUGUUACAAAUAUCAUGUUAUUAUAGGUACUAUAACAAAACAACAACAUAUUUCGUUUGUUCUCUAAUUAAAGUAGAUUAUAUAGAAAGCUUUUACCAAGAUUGAGCUUUUAUGAAGCUUAUACGAACACCUGUAAAUGUGCUUAAAAAUUAAAAUAAGACUGCUAGGAACUCCAAUUUUUAGAUAAAUGGCAAUCGUUAUUUUUAAAACAAGCGUCGUCGUAAUUUUAAUUGAAUUCCAAGUAGGUAUAGUAUUUACCUAAGAAAAAAUGCUAGACAGAUAAGAUUAGUACCUAGGUACAGGUACUAGUGAUUCCAAUCAAUUGCAUUUUAUUUAUAUCUUUUUUUAAUAUAAUUACGUGUGUACUUAGGACAGUAAAAUAAAAAAUAUAAGUACUUAAAGCCAACGCUUUCAAGCCAACUCGACGUCUGUACCAACUUUCGGCCAGUGUAAUAUGCUGACGAAUUAGGAAAUAACAAGUUGUACUUAAUACUACAACAGCUACUUAAUAGUUUCUGAACAAUAUUAUGGAGACGCUACCAUUGUCAUAGUAAACAAUUCAGAAUACGUACAUAAAAAGUAUUAUGAGCUACUUUUGAAGUGAGCAGUAUGCAAGGCUCGGUGUAAAUUGUGUAAAUAUCUGUUUUAUAAUGCGAAUUUUAUCAAUAAUUCAAAAUGGUACUUAUAAAAUAAAAUGCAAUCUCACCCUAGUCAUUUUGUCGUUAAUAAAAAUAUGGUACAAGUAAUAUAUAUUUUUUAAAUACCAAUAUCACAAUAUUAUGCUUGUAUGAGAUUGUUUAGAGAUGAUGUAGCAAUUAAAAUCGUUUAAAUAAGUAAUAUAUUAUGUAGAUUUUAACAUGUAUGAAUGAACGUGCCUGAUAAAAUUUAUAAUUGUAAAUAAUCAUAAGUAUUUUUUGCCUUCAAAAUUAUACAAAUAGCAUUUAAAGUAAUUUUUUCAAGGAAUUUGUAAUUGAUAGAGGUGUGGAGGAGUGUAAUAAAUUAUUGAAUUACCGAA